This is a messenger RNA of Neogale vison (American mink), 3615 nucleotides long. It is a transcript of the gene MBTPS2, whose product is annotated as membrane bound transcription factor peptidase, site 2. Lineage: Eukaryota; Metazoa; Chordata; Mammalia; Carnivora; Mustelidae. Gene Ontology annotation, cellular component: membrane; cytoplasm. The coding region runs from base 108 to 1760 and encodes 550 amino acids. Gene Ontology annotation, molecular function: metalloendopeptidase activity; protein binding. The record is from RefSeq and is a predicted model, not a curated record. The transcript has 12 exons. Gene Ontology annotation, biological process: membrane protein intracellular domain proteolysis; regulation of response to endoplasmic reticulum stress.
UCCUGCGCGGAUGCUGGGGCUGUAGGCGUCGCGCUUUCGGCUCGUUGCGGCUCACAGGGAGGAGGACGCCCGGGCUCGCUUAUCCCUCUGCUGCCUCCGCCACUGCCAUGAUUCCAGUGUCGCUGGUGGUAGUGGUGGUGGGCGGCUGGACUGCCGUCUACCUGACCGACUUGGUACUGAAGUCAUCUGUGUAUUUUAAACAUUCCUAUGAAGACUGGCUGGAAAACAACGGACUGAGCAUCUCCCCUUUUCACAUAAGAUGGCAAACUGCUGUUUUCAAUCGUGCCUUUUACAGUUGGGGACGGCGGAAAGCAAGGAUGCUUUACCAGUGGUUCAAUUUUGGAAUGGUGUUUGGUGUAAUUGCCAUGUUCAGCUCUUUUUUCCUCCUCGGGAAAACACUGAUGCAGACUUUGGCGCAAAUGAUGGCUGACUCUCCCUCUUCUUCCGCUUCUUCCUCUUCCUCUUCUUCUUCCUCCUCUUCUUCUGCUUCUUCCUCUUCGUCAUCUUCCUCUUCAUCCUCUUCCUCCUCCUCCUCACUUCACAAUGAGCAAGUGCUCCAAGUUGUGGUUCCCGGUAUAAAUUUACCUGUCAACCAACUGACCUAUUUCUUCGCUGCAGUUCUCAUUAGUGGUGUUGUACAUGAAAUUGGACAUGGGAUAGCCGCUAUUAGGGAACAAGUUCGAUUUAAUGGCUUUGGGAUUUUUCUCUUCGUUAUUUAUCCUGGAGCAUUUGUUGAUCUGUUCACUACUCAUUUGCAACUUAUAUCACCAGUCCAGCAACUAAGGAUAUUCUGUGCAGGUAUCUGGCAUAAUUUCGUCCUUGCACUCCUUGGUAUUUUAGCUCUUGUGCUCCUCCCUGUAAUUCUCUUGCCAUUUUACUACACUGGAGUCGGGGUGCUUAUCACGGAAGUUGCUGAGGACUCACCUGCCGUUGGACCCAGAGGCCUUUUUGUGGGAGACCUUGUCACCCAUCUACAGGAUUGUCCUGUUACUAAUGUACAAGAUUGGAAUGAAUGUCUAGAUACCAUCGCCUAUGAGCCCCAAAUUGGUUACUGUAUUAGUGCAUCAACCUUACAGCAGUUAAGCUUCCCAGUUAGAGCAUACAAACGGCUAGAUGGUUCGACCGAAUGCUGUAACAAUCACAGCCUCACGGAUGUGUGCUUUUCCUACAGAAAUAACUUUAAUAAGCGUUUGCACACAUGCUUACCUGCCCGGAAAGCCGUUGAAGCCACGCAAGUUUGUAGAACCAAUAAAGAUUGUAAAAAAAGUUCAAGUUCAAGUUUCUGUAUAAUACCUUCUUUGGAAACUCAUACUCGCUUAAUAAAAGUGAAACAUCCACCUCAAAUUGAUAUGUUGUAUGUAGGCCAUCCACUGCACCUUCACUACACAGUGAGCAUCACCAGUUUUAUCCCACGUUUCAACUUUCUAAGCAUAGAUCUGCCUGUGGUUGUGGAGACAUUUGUCAAGUACCUGAUUUCUCUUUCAGGAGCUCUGGCUAUUGUUAAUGCAGUGCCCUGCUUUGCCUUGGAUGGUCAGUGGAUUUUAAACUCUUUCCUAGAUGCUACCCUUACCUCAGUGAUUGGAGACAAUGAUAUCAAAGAUCUGAUAGGAUUUUUCAUCUUGCUUGGUGGUAGUGUACUUCUGGCUGCCAACGUGACCCUGGGACUCUGGAUGGUUACAGCACGAUCACGAGACAGAUCUGCUGCAAUCCUGGUUACCAUUCUCCACAAAGCUUUGAAGCUCAAAACCCUUUCAGGGUAGACGUUUUCUCUUGUGCUGCUGGGGUUAUCUGCGGCCUAGGUCCUGGGUUCCUGCCUUCAAGGAGCAACUACCUUAAGCUCUCAACCAUACUCUGUCCUCACCAGCAGCUUCCAUGUUUCUCUGUAUUGACUGUAAACACCCAGUCCUUGCUUUCCAUCUUUCUCCUAAGCUACCUCUAUGGGUCCACAGAAGACUUGGUAGUACAGUGAGAAUGACUACACAUGAGUACAGAUGUGGAUUUGCCAGAGCCUGGGAACUGACUCUUGAGCCCAAAAGAGCCCUGAGUAGUUCAAGGUCUUUUGGACUGGAGCUGGAACCCUGGAAGACCCAGGAAGUCAACAGGCCACUGUGAAGCUCUUGGUCUUCUAAAGAAGUGUCUGAGUGUACUGUUCUUUGUUGAAAAAUACGUGCUUCCUUCAUACACUCAAGAACAUUAACAACUGUGUACCCAACUUUUUCACUAAGUGAGGCAUUCCUUGGGGUUCACCUUUUUCUGAUUAUUGAGCUGCUCUUCAGCAAUAAAGGUUUUUAAUUUUUAAGAAGUUCUUUAGACUGUAUUGCAAGUUUGCCUGCCUUCUUAAAUAGAAAUUAUUUAUUGAGUAUACUGUUAAGAUUUUAUGAAUGACUUGAUGUCAUCAGUUAUUACCACUACUAAAAUCAUACAAGUUAUUCUUUUAUCCCAGGAAAAAGGUGGUUGUUGUAUUCUUAGGUAGAUAGUCAUUCGGGAUCAAAGUCUGUUAGCAGAGAGCUCAGACCUGUUUAGAUAAUAGAACUUGGAGAAUACCAUGAAAUACUUGCAUAAUUAAUUUGAUAACAUGAACUAUGCAGUUUACUAAUGAACAUGUUGUAUAUGUGCAGGUCAGUUUUUUAAAACAAAAAAAUUUUAAUAGAGGAAAUCCUACCCAUUAACUUCUUUUUCUGGGUGGGGAAAAAAAAACAGCUACAACCAAACACCUCACUUUCUUGUAGCAUUUGAACAUCUUGGUCUCUUGCUCUAUAGGGUCGGGAUUUGAGAACCACUCUUAUUAGGAUAAUGAGCAGAUCAGUUGCAUUUGCAUAGAAAUGGCCUCAUCGUGUAAGAUAGGAAAUAUUAUCUGUUGUCUCUUAGCUUGAUUGUGGGCACUUCUAGAGCAAGGACCAUGCCAUACUCAGCUUUGCAUCCCUGGCACAGUGCAUGAGACAUCAUAAAUACUUAAUAAACGUGGUUGAAUGAAUGAUGAAUACUGGUAUUUAUGGAUUAGAAAAGCAUGUCUCUAUUUAAGUAAGCUAUGAAUAGUAUUAUUGAAUAUUUACUGUAAAUAUAUGUUAACAACAAAAUAACUUGGAAGGUCUUUGUGUCCCUAGUAUAUUAUCAUCUUUAUGAAAAUAACCCAUUUUGGUUAAUGUAGAGCAAUUAGAAAAAUGAAUUACUUUGAGGAUUUGAAAAAAAUGUGCUUUCUGUGUUGUCACAUUGUUCAACAGUACUUUAUUUUCAGUGUUCUACUCUACAUUGUUUACAUUUUCCACAGUUUUUUAAAUCACCUACAAUGUGUAAAGAACAUAUAUAUUCUUUUCAUCUCAGUUGGAAAAGACAUGCGUUUUAACUUGACCUUUUGAUAAUCGUUCUUAUAGGGUCAUUGUCAUCUAUUCUAACAGCAAAUUUUAGACAGGCACUUCAUGGAUACAUGGCUCUCCGUCAUCAGUUUGUCCUGUGGUAUUUAUUGAAUGUCCACAUACUAAUUAAUGGUGCACAGGUAUUUUUUUCUAUGGAUCUUUCUUUCAACUAUGCUGUAAUUCAUUCUUAGUAUUCAAGUUGAAGAUACCAUAGCCGCUGGCAUUUGAUGUUUAGCAAUAAAAGAAUAAAUGUGUACCAGCA